Messenger RNA from Pogona vitticeps (central bearded dragon), 2449 nucleotides. It is a transcript of the gene SHTN1, whose product is annotated as shootin 1. Lineage: Eukaryota; Metazoa; Chordata; Lepidosauria; Squamata; Agamidae. Gene Ontology annotation, biological process: positive regulation of neuron migration; neuron projection morphogenesis. The record is from RefSeq and is a predicted model, not a curated record. Gene Ontology annotation, cellular component: cytoplasm; axonal growth cone; cell leading edge.
CCCGGUCUCGACUCUCCAGGUGAAAGUGGCGCCUGUUGGAUCCGAGCGGGGCGGCGGCGGCGGCGAUCGGGCAUUUCCGGCUGCCUGCCUGAGCCAGACGCUUUCGGGCUCCGGGAGGGAGGGGGAGAAGGGCACGAAAUGAACGGCUCCCAGGAGGAGAGGCAGCUGCAGUUGAUCAGCAGCCUGAAAGACCAAGCUAUUGGUGAAUAUGAAGAUCUACGGGAAAAAAAUAAGAAAACAAGAGAAGAGUGCAACAAAAUUAAACAGGAGAGAGAUGAAGCGGUCAAACAGCUGGAAGAGCUGCAGAAAGUUUCUCACAUGGUUAUCGAGGAAGUCAGCUGCAUACAGAACCACCUUGAAAUUGAGAAGACAUGUCGUGAAAGUGCAGAAGCUCUUGCCACUAAGCUGAACAAGGAAAACAAGACCCUGAAAAGAAUCAGCAUGUUGUAUAUGGCAAAACUGGGGCCAGAUAUUAUUACUGAAGAAAUUAACAUUGAUGAUGAAGAAUCAUCUACAGAUGUGGAAGGCAGCUCUGGUACGUGUGACUCAGUGCAGUACCAGCAGGUGAUAAAAGAUCUGCGAGAUCAAAUGAUAUCUCUUCAAGAGGAAAAGAAGGCCAUUGCCAUUGAACUGGAAAACCUGAAGAUCAAAUUUGUGGAAGCAAUUGUAGAAGUGAAUAAAGUGAAAGAAGAAAAUACAGUCCUGAAAUCAGAAGUUAAUCAACAGCAAAAAGUCUUGGAAAAAUGUAACCGAAUGUCUGUACUGGCAGUAGAAGAAUAUGAAGAACUACAGGUCAACUUUGAACUGGAGCAAAACUUGCGGAAAUGAGCGGAGUCCUUUGCACAAGAGAUGUUUAUUGAACAAAAUAAGCUGAAACGGCAAAGCCAACUUCUCCUGCAAAACUCUGGUGCUGACGAACAGCUUAUGAAAGCUCUGGAUGAAAAUGCAAAGCUAAACCAAAUUCUGGAGGAAGAGAGGUUACAACACCAUCAAAAAGUUGAACAAUUAGAGCAACAGCUAGCCAACGAGAUCCUGCAUAAGGAAAUCAAGUCCCUUAAACAACAGCUGGAACUUUUAGAAGAAGAAAAAAAAGAAUUAGAAGAAAAGUGUCAGAGUGCUGAAGAACAAGUUAGGAACCUAAAGCACUCAGUUGAUGAACUUCAAAAAAGAAUACAACAAUCAGAAAACCCACUUCCACCCCCACCUCCACCACUGCCACCUCCACUUCCUCCGCCUCCCAAUCCAAUCAGGUCCCUCAUGUCAAUGAUUCGUAAGAAAUCUCAUCCAAACAGCAUCAUGACCAAGAAAGAAAAGAUACCAUCUCUGCAUGAAUCAGGAGAAGUAAUAGAUCUGAAAAGACAAGCUGUGGAAGAAAUGAUGGAUAGAAUUAAAAAGGGUGUUCACCUUAGACCUGUUAAUCAGUCCAAUCGUUCCAAGACAAAGCCAGAACUGCCCAAACCCACAGAGAAUGCAGUGAAGGAGCUAAAGGGAAUUCUGGAAACACUGAACACAUCUGCAAGUUCAAGAAGCCUAAAAUCCCUUGAUACUUACAGUAAUGAAACAGAAUUAGAAAGAAUUCUACGUCUCAGAAAGGUGACAACUGAUCAAGACAGUAGCAUUUUAGGUCCUGCUGGAAUCUUGGCUGCUUCAGAAUCCAAAUCCAUGCCAGUAUUGGGUUCAAUUGGAACACAGUCCAGUUUGAACAAGAAAAAUCUAGUGGAGGAAUUCAGUCCCAGUUCUUCAGGAUCAGAUGAAAAGUGUCCUGAAAUGAUCCAAAGUACAAGUUCCACGGAUGUCAUUCAGUUACCAAGCAAUGUGGGACUUGAGCACAAGGUUGCUCUUACAGAAAGGCAAGAAGAAUCCACAGUGCUGCUGAAUCCUGAGAAAACCAAAGAUCAAAUCCCUAAACAUGUGGAUCAAGGCCAGAUGACUAACGAAGAAACUCAACAGCUUUGUAAAGAUACUGGUAUUGGAAAAACAAAAGAAAGAGACAGCUCUCACUGCUAAUUGAUGUACUAAAAGGCAAUGACUUCUGGAAGUUCCUUUCAAUGGUUGUUAAUUGGUUUGUUUAUGUAUACAGGAAAGGGCUAUAUUGUGUACUUUCUGGCGUGUCUGUGAUUGUUUAUAGAAUUAGCCUUGAUUCUGUACAGUCCAGAGUUUCACUUUGGGCGACUUAGCAAACUGUUUUUGUCCCCCUCCCCCCAAAAAUGCUUAUUUCUUAAAUUAUGCAAAGUAUCAAAAAUUAUUUUGAUAAUCUCAUUUUGCAAUAAUGACUUAGGGUUUGAUCCAAAAGGUUUGAUCAUUUGAAAGAACAGAUCAAACCUUCAUUAGGUAAUUGCAGAAAUGUACUUGUGCUACUGAAAGGGGCAACCAUCAAUCAUUUUUAGCAAACAAUCAUUUCUUAAUGAACACUAGGAUUGCUAGCUAAUAAAAUAAAUCUUUGACUUCA